This is a messenger RNA of Hemicordylus capensis (graceful crag lizard), 6513 nucleotides long. It is a transcript of the gene GRIP2, whose product is annotated as glutamate receptor interacting protein 2. The record is from RefSeq and is a predicted model, not a curated record. The coding region runs from base 980 to 4345 and encodes 1121 amino acids. Lineage: Eukaryota; Metazoa; Chordata; Lepidosauria; Squamata; Cordylidae. The transcript is spliced from 25 exons. Gene Ontology annotation, molecular function: protein binding. Gene Ontology annotation, biological process: neurotransmitter receptor transport, endosome to postsynaptic membrane.
AGAAACGGCCCCGCCAGCUCCCCUGGCUUCUCCUGCUACUUAGUACGAUCCCCACACACGGGGAACUGCAGCUCCCGUAGCCCUAUCUUCUACUCCAGGGCAGGCAAAAAGCUUCCCCAGCCCAGGACCCGCGCAAUACAGCGGGAGAUCCCCACGUAGCCCACAGCUCGUCUUCCUCGCUGACAAGCUCCCCCUCCUCGCACCUGGGCCAGCCUUUCCCCUUCUGUGGUUUCCUACCGGUCCAAAACACCGAUGGAGCACGCUUCACACAUCAAUGCCUAGCCUCGCAAAACCUCCCGCGCCCUCUCAGCAAGCGAGCUGCACGGUCUCCACAGCACUUUUGGCGUGGCGGGGGGGACGGACUCGCGAUUAGCCUUACAAAGGAAAAAAGCCGCCCCCAGGCUUGUGCUCUUCGCCAGCAGGUUGGUCCUGUGUCGGGAUGCCGGGCUGGAGGAAGAAUCUGACCCUGUGUCUGCAGAGAAUGCAGGAUGAAGACUUGCUGCUCCUUCUUCAACCAACAUUGACUCGUUUUGCCCGGAGAGCAUUUGAAAUCUGCCAGAAUGUAUACCGUGCUGAAAACAGAAAUUGGAAACCUUGUAAACCGAGCUGCUGCCCUCCUGAGCUAUUUGCUCUCACAAGUUCCCAGUGAAGAGCUGUGUCUGCUCACACUUGAAAGCACCACAUGCAGACUGUGGCUUUUUGCCUUGUUCCUUUUUUCCUCCCUGCAUGCUUCCACUGAGUGGGGAAACAUUGUGUGUGUGUGUGUGUGUGUGUGUGUGUGUGUGUGUGUGUGUGUGUGUGUUUUAUGACCAUGCCACUGCUUUUGGGCGUCACUCAGUGACCUGACUGUUUUUAAUCAUUAAUGUCAUUCGUCUUUCAAAAGGAGCUGGGAUUGCUAAAAUGUAGGAGUACAGAAGAUUUGUAGAUCUUGCACUUUCUCUCCUACACACACACACACACACACUGGUGGUGUGGACAAAUGAAGAAACUUAUAAAGGUUUUCCAGAUCGUUAAAAAGUCCUCGAGAAGGAGGAGAUGGAAUGAUGAAUUCAGGGUGGAGGAGGAGCUGGAAAGCCAGGGAUCCUGUGAGAAAAUUGGCUUGUGCAAUCUGCAUCUUUGUGUCAGGGAUGAUGGCCCUUAUUCAAAAGGGAGCAAAGACUCCGGUGGACUGGACACAGCCCUGGUCUCGAGAAGGCAAAGUAUUCCAGAGGAAUUCAGAGGAGUCACCAUUGUGGAACUGAUUAAAAAAGAGGGAAGCACCCUUGGAUUAACUAUAUCUGGUGGCACAGAUAAAGAUGGGAAGCCAAGAGUAUCCAACCUGAGACCAGGAGGGCUGGCAGCAAGGAGUGAUCAGCUAAAUGUUGGUGACUACAUCAAGUCGGUGAAUGGGAUAAACCUGACAAAAUUGCGACAUGAUGAAAUCAUAAGCCUGUUGAAGAACGUGGGGGAACGAGUAGUAUUGGAGGUAGAAUAUGAGCUACCCCUAGCUGCCCCAGAGAAUAGCGCUGGCAUCAUUCCAAAGACCAUUGAAGUGACCCUGUACAAAGAAGGCAACAGUUUUGGAUUUGUGCUACGAGGAGGAGCCCAUGAAGACUGGCACAAAUCCAGGCCAUUAGUAUUGACCUAUGUUAGGCCAGGUGGCCCAGCAGACAGGGAAGGAUCUUUGAAAAUUGGGGACAGACUGCUAAGUGUUGAUGGGAUUCCCCUCCACAGCGUGAGUCAUGCUGAUGCUCUAAACAUCCUACGUCAGUGCAGCCAGGAGGCACUCUUCCAGAUUGAGUAUGAUGUUACCAUAAUGGAUACAGUAGCCAAUGCUUCAGGCCCUUUGCUAGUAGAAAUUGCAAAGACUCCAGGCUCAGCAUUAGGAAUCACGUUAACAACGAACACCCAUCGGAACAAGCAGGUCAUAGUCAUUGACAAAAUAAAGCCAGCCAGCGUGGUAGACAGGUGUGGGGCCUUACAUGUUGGCGAUCAUAUCCUUUCCAUUGAUGGCACCAGCACAGAGCACUGUUCGUUAUUAGAGGCCACCCAGCUCUUAGCUGCAACAUCAGAAAAUGUCAAGUUGGAGAUAUUACCUGCUCACCAGAGCAGACUGCCCCUCAAACCUCCAGACACAGUCAAAGUGCAAAAGAGUGACCACCACCAUUGCUGGGAUCCCUGUGUCAGCUACUGCCACACCCACCAUCCAGGACACUGCAAGACGCCCACCUGGAACCAGACUUCUAGCCAGGAUUAUUGCAAAUCUCUUGUAGCUGCCAACUUUGCAUCUCCCACAAUGAACACAUCAGGUUUUGCCUGCCAGAAUUCCAAUACUCUACCUCGGAGCAACCAUCCCAUGAGUCCACGGGCCACCAUGAUGAGGAGAAGACAGAGGAAGAAGGAGCACAAAAGUUCAUUGUCAUUGGCCUCUAGCACAGUGGGCCCUGGCGGGCAGAUUGUUCAUACAGAAACAACAGAGGUGAUUCUAAGAGGAGACCCCUUGAAUGGCUUUGGACUACAGCUGCAGGGGGGCAUUUUUGCUACUGAAACUCUCUCGUCUCCCCCUCUCAUCCGAUUUAUUGAGCCUGACAGCCCAGCAGAAAGGUGUGGCCUCCUACAAGUUGGAGACAGAGUGCUUUCCAUCAACAGUAUUGCAACAGAAGAUGGGACGAUGGAAGAAGCCAAUCAGCUCUUGCGGGAUGCUGCACUUACUAACAAGGUUGUGCUGGAAAUUGAAUUUGAUGUUGCAGAGUCUGUCAUUCCCAGCAGUGGUACCUUUCAUGUGAAGCUGCCCAAGAAAAGAGGUGUGGAGCUUGGGAUUACCAUAAGCUCCAGCAGAAAGUCUGGGGAGCCUUUAAUUAUCUCUGAUAUCAAGAAGGGGAGUGUAGCACACAGAACUGGCACCUUGGAGCCUGGGGACAAGCUGCUAGCCAUCGAUAACAUCCGACUUGACAACUGCUCAAUGGAGGAUGCAGUGCAGAUUUUAAAGCAGUGUGAAGAACUGGUCAAAUUGAAGAUCAGAAAGGAUGAGGAUAAUUCUGACGAACAAGAAACAACUGGUGCUAUCAUCUACACAGUGGAACUAAAGAGAUACGGUGGACCCUUGGGAAUAACUAUUUCAGGGACAGAGGAGCCAUUUGACCCAAUUGUCAUUUCAGGCCUGACAAAACGAGGGCUGGCAGAAAGAACUGGAGCCAUCCACGUAGGAGACCGGAUAUUAGCUAUUAAUAAUGUAAGCCUUAAGGGGAAGCCACUGAGUGAAGCCAUUCAUCUACUCCAAAUGGCCGGAGAGACUGUAACCCUCAAGAUCAAGAAGCAAACUGAAAGGACUUAUCCGAAAAAGUCUGGAAGUAUGAAUGAAGUGAGUGACCCAGAAGAUGACCUGACUGAUUCUCAGAAAACUAGCAAACUCUCUGAGAUUUAUUCUACCACAAUCCCCAGUGUGGACAGUGCAAUGGAAUCCUGGGAUGGUUCUGGCAUUGAUGCAGGUUAUGGAAGCCAGGUAGGUACAUACUUACCUCAGGCAGUUGGUAUUGCUCUUCAUCCACACGAGUGGCGAUCCAGCAGACAGAAGAGCAGCACCCCUCCUGGAGACCCCAGGAAGAGUUACCCAUUCAUGGAUGGCAGUUUCAGCGAGGAUGACUGGGACAAGCCCACCAGAUAUCCCAACCGCCAAAAUGGCCUUGAGACUGCACAUGAGGAUAAUUUUUGGCGUGUUUUUGGAGAAGCUUUGGAGGACUUGGAAACAUGCGGCCAAUCUGAGCUUUUGAGGGAGAUUGAGGCAUCCAUCAUGACUGGAAGUGUACACAACCUGGGUCUCGAUGGGGGCAAGUUGCUCAUGAACUCUGUUAACCAGUCUGGAUUGAGUCCACCAAGGAAAGGGAACUCCAGGAGCUCAGGUGAAGGGCAGGGCAACAACAAUGUCACCCCCACCAAGAAAAAUGAGAGGAAUUUUGAGAUUAAGAUGAUGAAGGAUGAGAUUCAGGAAAUCAUGUCUCCUACUCCUCUUGAGUUGCAUAAGAUGACCAUCUACAAGGAUCCAGAGACUGAUGACUUUGGAUUUAGUGUCUCAGAUGGCUUGCUGGAGAAAGGGGUCUAUGUGAAUAUGAUCCGUCCAGAUGGGCCAGCUGAUCAGUGUGGACUCAAGCCCUACGACAGAGUCCUUCAGGUCAAUCGCAUCCGCACAAGGGACUUUGACUGCGGUUUGGCUGUUCCUCUGAUAUCUGAAGCAGGACAUAAACUGGACCUGGUAAUCAGCCGAAACCCCCUGGCCUUUGCUGCCAGUUCCCACCUAGAUGAGCAUGGGGAUUUGCCAGGCCAGCAAUCUGUAGGUGUGGAGGUCAAGGCAAACACCCAGACUCUCUGACUGGUGGCUGGGCUGGGCAUCAACUGUCCUUGAGGUCCUGCGAGAAAAAGGGGCUCAUGGGUGUCUGUUGUGCUUUCCCCCCGUUUACUUUUGCUCUGGUAUUUGUGAUAACUCUGUGUAACGUAACUUACGAUGAAGAAGUGAGUCUCCCAUUAGGCAUGUCUAGAAGCCUAGCAGGCUUGACCUUGGAAGUCCAAGCUGAGACAGAUGAACAGCUUCAGCUUGGGUUAACACGUGGUGGAAUGGGUGGCUGACAACAGAAUGCAGCAUCCAGUGUAACCCACCUGCCUGAGAGCAUCCUUCACUUGCAGUAUGCCUGAGCUUCUCCAGUGCAUGGGGUGAUGAGGAAUGAGCCAUCUCUCUGCCCCAGUCUGAAGGGCUUGGAUAUAUGGUGCUAUUUUGUUGUCUGCUUUGUUCAAUCAUGUACAGUAAAAGUUCAAAAUGACCCCCUUGUUUCUGUGAAAGGCACCCCUGCACUAUCCCAUGGCCUUUUCCUAAACCAUUGGAAGAACCUGGCUCUUUUUUUCCAAUUCACUUCUUCACCUUCACUUUCUAACUUAUCACUGGGCCACACUGAAUUCCCCUUUAAAAAGUGAGAGGAGAUUUCACUUCCCAGUUUUUAUAUAGCAGAGCCCAAUGUCACUGCAGAUGGAGCGAACAUGGAUUCUCUCCCCCACCCUGCCACCACACUCAAUGCAUUUGUUCCUUGGGACACAACAGAAACAUUUCCACUGCUAUUUGACUUCAACACAGGAUUUGUUUUAAUUUUUCUCCUUCUAACAUAUUUGUAGAAAUCACGCAAUGUAGGCCACAAAAUUGAGGUGACUCUCCAAACCACCAGUCACCUUUUGCACACACACACAGGGCACUUUUCUCUGAAAUUCUUCUCAAUGAGCAGGUAAACAUGAGCCACUCAUGUCAACCUCUGUCCUGCCUCUAAUUUUUUACAUAUGGUGUGAGGGGGAGCCUCAUGUCCUUUGUCACUGUUGGCAUGAGACAUCCUCUGCUAGAUUGAUAUUGUGUCCCCCAGUGCACCCUCUGUGGAUUGUCUUAGUGCAAAUACAAGUGUGUGUGUUUUAAUCACUGCUGAAGAUGAGGUUUGACACCCUGUUGUAGCCACCCAUAGUAGCAGCCCUUGGUUUUCAGUAGUUGACUUUGCCAUGGCUUGUAAGUAUGAUGCCUUUGUGAUCCUCUGCCCUGCAUCUGCCUCCCCCAGUCAAAUCCACUCGUCAUGAUAAUGGGUGUGGCAUCCACAAUGGUUGAACGAUUUGCCUGCAGCAAACUAGAUGGACUGCAGCCAAGGCCAUGACCUGUUCCCUUCGUAUUUUAGCUCACAGUAAAAAUGCUGGGGCUUGUAAAUCUCUGGCCAGCACAACUGCCUGUGCCAGGGCUUCUGGAAUAGCACUUUAUUGUGGUGAUCUUUUUUAUUGGCCCUUGCUUGAGAACUUGAGUAAGAACUUGAGAAUCGGGGAACUGGCUCCUUUUGUCGCUUGUAUUUUUGUUUUUGUUUUAUAUCGUUUUGAGCAUGUCAGGAUGCCAUGUUUUGAUACAGGUUGGAUACCUUCUCUGUUGGAUCAAAGCUAGGUCAGGACAGGUUCCCAGGCCAAACUGUGAUUGCGCCUACCUUUUUUGCGACUUCACUGCCUGGGCCAUGUCAAAGUAUUGAUGAUUUCCUUCAGAUGUGCAUGGAGUCCCAUUGGGCUGUCUCUAGCUGUAGCCAUUUUCUCAAAGUAUGCAAUCUUCCAUACCAUUGCUGCCAUAACUUAGAUAAUGUGCCAUAAAAGAAACUGCAGAGCAUUGACAGUCGAGCAGGAAAGGGGGUUUUAUAUGCAAUAUUCUCAAAAUGGCAGAAGCUCAAUGUGGCUUCAAAUAGGUUUUUAAUGAAGACUUUUAAUAAGGCUUUAAAAAAAUGGUCCUUGUAUCCCUUCCUAUGCAUUUUGAAUGAUAUGAAAAUGAAAUGCAUUACUUAAAUGUGUAUUUUUAUCCAUAUAUUAGAGUGUAUUCCUUGUAAAGUAUUUUUAUAUGCUAAUUUUCUUAUGUAUCUAUGAAAGCACAAUAUUCAAAGAAUAUUUUAGUCCUGUUUUGGACCUAUUUGUAAAUCUAUGUAUUUAAAUGGUAUUGCAAUUUACUUUGAUUUUUUUUAAUUAAAUAAAAACAAAUGAAACAGA